This is a messenger RNA of Pseudophryne corroboree (corroboree frog), 7344 nucleotides long. RefSeq lists its product as uncharacterized. The transcript is spliced from 42 exons. Bases 1 to 7224 code for a protein of 2407 amino acids. The record is from RefSeq and is a predicted model, not a curated record. Lineage: Eukaryota; Metazoa; Chordata; Amphibia; Anura; Myobatrachidae.
AUGACUCAGAUGCUUCACUUACUAACUGCUUAUUUAACAUUAUCUGGCAACAUUGGGCAUAUACAGUCUCUCCAGCAGAAUCAUAGCUGUGAAUAUGGAAGUCAUUGUACAAAAGCUUCUGACAGACAAGCAAUGUGCCCUCCAGGACAUUACAGGCCUGGAACAGAACUGGAGGAAUCACAUCAGUGCUUGAAAUGUCCAGUUCAUUUCUUUAACCACAUGGUGGAACAAAAAGCCUGUUUUUCUUGUGGCUCUGAAGCAACACAGCCGGAGGAAGGUCAGUCCACUUGUAUAUGCCGAGGAGAAGGAAGAGUAUUUCAGCCCAGUGACCGCCGAUGUCCCUGUUCUCCGGGAUAUCACCUGACAGAUGAUGGAGUCAGUUGUGUACAGAUUGUGCAUGACAUAUGUAGAGAUGGAGCCAAUCGUAACAAUGAAGGAAAGUGCUUGACCAAACAAGAAUGGACUGACUAUUGUUCCAACCAGGUCUGUACCCUCCCUGAACAUUACCAAGGUUACGACAAGUUUCUAGGAAUUUGCAUUUGCCAGACAGAGGAACUUGAUAGCAUCUGCAAUGCUGACUGUAGGAGAAAGGAAAAGCACUCGCUACAGUUAAUCUGUUUAGAAGAUACUCCUCAGCUUAUGGCUACGGAUUCCUCUGGAGAAAAGGUACCUAUAAGAAGAGAGGACAGAGAGGGGGUUAUUGUUUUUGACAAUCCGGUGGAGAAAUUUACUUGUUCCUCCAAACCAAGCAGUGUUUAUUCAGUAUAUGUAGUCAAGUCCUCAGAACAAGGAUUUUGGGGCGUUUACAACACCAACCCGAAAGAAAUAAAACAUCUGUUGGGCAGGCACGCCAACUUAUCACUAUCUAACGUCUCAGAAAAUAUACCAUACAGGUCAGAUAAAAUUGAUGGCAUCCUGAACCCUACCACAUGUAUACAUGUUAACGACUUCAUCAUGUUUAUAGCCUCCAAGAACAACUAUCCCAUGUAUGAUGUGAACAAUUUAUACAACACAAACCCUGAACUUGACUGGGGGCCAUUUCGGACACUAGCAGAGGAAGUAUGGUUGUCCUCAAAACCCCUGUUUUCAUUUUUGUUCCAGUUUCAGGAACCAGGAGUCUAUGUCCUGAAGCUAAGCAGUAACCAUUAUAAAAAGAUGUACAUUAGGGUCAUGCUUGUUGGAGGCCAGUGCUAUCAAGAUGGACCGUUUUUCCCUACGACUCCCGGGCAUGUCAUCCGCAAUGGAAUUGCACAGAUGCCUCCUCUACUUUUAAAGCCAGACUGGCCGGCUAUUGCUGGCAUUAUAACAGGCCUAACGUUGAUCCUGAUCACCUGCGUUUUGUUACUGGUUUGGUUCAGAGACUUGGGCUGGACACCCAAAACUGUUGGUUGCCCCAAGUUUCGAAACUUACAGCUGAAAUUUAACUUGGAUAGUUAUUCAUCUAAAGGAUCAACAGUAAUGACAAGUAAGAAACUUCAUCCUCGGAUGAGAAUAAAAGGCCAGCUGGACAAAACUUGGAAUGAGACUGAUAGACGGAGAUGUCAGAAAUUUAUUGCAGAUGAUGAAUUUUGGGAUUAUGAACAGCAGAUAGACAUGGAAAGUUUUAACGCACACAUGUUCUAUGAUAUUUUGCUCAAGCAGUCCUUUCUGGUUACAUCAAAGCUUGGUCAACUAAAAGAAGAGGUAAAGGUGUUCUAUGAAAAACUUGUAUAUGAAGUGAGCACUUUAAAAGAGACGUUUGUGAAACAUCUAAGUAUUACUGGCUAUCCAAAGCUAUAUUCAAGUUCUAUAGUGGAAAACUAUAUUCAAAACAAACAAGAGGUGGAAAUAGAGGUAGGCAAGAGAAAGAGGCUGGCUGCAGAAUAUGAAGACAUCCUAAAUAAGCAGCUGCACAUGUUGCAGGAGGACAUGAAAUCCCAGGAGGAGCAUUGUGUUGUCUUUGAGGCAUCACUUAGGGAAUCUGCCAGGUUGCUGGAGUUGAUGAAAGAAAACACUUCAGAGUCUGGAGGAGAUGAGUUUGCAAAUAAAUGGCAAAAAUAUGUAGCUCUGUUUGAUGCAUCUUGCAAUACAAUGUACAAUGCAGUGAUGAAAGAGAGCAACAGACUUAAAGUGUGGAGUGUGCUGGGGGAAGACACUGGAGCAUACCUAGUUAACAAGGACAGGACAAGACUGCUUUCUAAAAGGGAUCUUAUAGCUCUGGAUGGUUCAGUACAGGAGAGUGAGUUUGUGUCUGUGGACCCUGUACUUGGACUAAUCACACCUAAGCCGCACUCCGUCAUGCUUCUGUCCAGUAACUAUCUGACGCCGGUUCCUAGUGGUUUCUUCCUGCACAGUGAUACAGGGAAGGUCCUCCCUAUAGCUGGGAAUGUCGGUUAUGACCCAGCUACCUCUCAGCUUAUCUCUACUGUAGAUUCAGCAUUGGGUAAAAUUUGGAAAACAGGAAGGUCAAUAUUGCCAUAUGUCAAUUACCCGGUGAAUCCAAGUACAGGCUUACCAGUGGAUUGUAAGCUCUCUGAUCUACAUCAAGCUCAGUGCGAAAACUUCACAAGAAUGGUGGAUCCAACAUCAGGUCUGGAAGUUCCUAUACUGGCGGUAACAAGACAUCCCAGAACACGCCAAUGGCUGGCAGUAGCAGGGACAUAUAUGCAUCCCCUAACAAACACACUGUCUCCAAUUGAAAUUGGAGGUCCUAUGGUGGGAGCUAGAGGAAAACUGUAUCCAGUUCUAGGUGUUGGCAUAGAUAACACCACGGGAGAUGUAGUUCCGCUGGGAGGUCUAGUGUCUUCUUCAGGCUCUAUAUCUGUUUUGGGAGAUAUCUUCCAUGAGCCAUUGAGUGGGAAGAAGGUUAGACUUCAGGGAGCUAUUGUCCAGGAGGAUAAGGUGGCACCUCAUGCUGGAGGCUAUCAGGCCCUGUUAGACUCAAACCUAAUGAUGGCUCAAAUUGCUGUCAUUGACAAGUUGAAAGCACACAGAGAAUUGUUCUCAGAAGACCUACCUGUUGUAAAGGAAGAGUUUGAGCAUGCUUCUACUGCCCUAACUAAAGCUUUGGAAAGCAUGAAGAAAGCCGCUACAUUAAGGAACCAACAUGUGAUAUCAAAGUUGCACAAUGUUACUAGCCAGCUGAAAAUGGCAGUAGACAUUAAGUUACAUGGUGGAAACUUGGGACUGAUAAGGUAUCACAAAACCGAGCUGUGGAUUCCUGCUGUCCUUGGAAUGGAGAUCCCAGAUCCUGGACCUUCUGAUAUGAUGGUCCCAAUCCUUGGAGUUGAACAUGAUUUUAGCAAAGGCCACCUAGUUCCACUGGCCGGAACAAUGGAAGACUACCAGGGCACAGGUCUUAUUCCCAUCAAAAUUGGAGCAAGAACAAUUGAUCCAACCACAGGGUGCAGCUGUCCAGUGGUGGGAGCUCAAAUCAACCCCCUGACAGGGGUGAUAAUUCCAGUGGUGCAAACGCUGGGGACUUUAAAGGAUAAAGAUUAUUAUUUACUGGAAGCCCUUCAGAAUGAGUUGACUGCAAGAGAGACAUUUUGGCAAAACCAGAGGAGUAAAGAAGAGGAGCUACUAAAGGAACUGAAUGUUCUUACUCUUUAUGUGCUUGAUGUGGCCAGAGAAGGAAACACUCAUAAGAUUAGAUUUAGAGAUCGAAUUUUAUCAUUGGACGAAGCUUUCCAAUCUCUGGAAGAAGAGUCCUUGUGUGAGGCCCAACGAAGAGCCAGUUGUAACCUAAACACCUUGUCCAUUAAGAUGAGUCAACUCCCCUUUAUAGGAGGUGAUAUUACAGAAGAAAAGGAACAACAGCUGAUAUUUUCCCUGGUUGUCAGGAAAACUACAGAAAAAUUAAUGGAAUUCACUGACAAAUUGGUGGAGGAGUCGGAGAGGGUGAGCAGUCAGCUGAGAGAGUGGCAGAAGAGCAGGGAGCAGACUAGCGAGGACAUAGUUAAAACAAAGGAAGGAGAGAUCAUGCUGCACUUAAUUGACGAGUUUGAAGAUCAUAUCAUGAAAAGGUUAACAGGCGUUGACGUAGCCUAUUGCAGACUGGAGUAUGUGAGAGAACACUGCAAAAUACAAGGACUACUGGCAAAGUCCUAUUUAUUAGGGACAUCACUUCAUUAUAUUAACCCACAAGCAACAUACUGGAAUGUCACCGGGAAACAGAGGAGAAAUAUUGGGGAAAUGCUGAUUCCAAUUUUGAAACAUCUAAUUCAGGUCGUGGAAGAAAAUAAAACAUCUGUACUACCAUCUGAGACACAGGCCCCAGUGUCAGGUUACUCAUCAAGGAGUACUUUAAAGGCAUCAGCGGCCAAUUCAGACAAUUUUCAAGUCUCCGCUAAUGCCUCUGACAAAUCUAAAUCAUCAGGACCUUUUCCUUGGUUAAGCAAUGAAUUGUUUUACGGGCAUCAAGGGUAUUUGUUCAGGUUUCUCACUGAGAAGCAAGCAACUGAACUCGUCCAUCUAGAACGUAUAUUACUGGCUGAAGAAAUAAGCAGGAUAUGGAGCUUCUGCGAAUCUUACAACGUCCAAGCAAACUUAUGGGGUCUGAUUUCUCAAGAUAAAGAUAAGCAGAAGCAGCUGGUAAAUGACCAGAAUAUGAGCUUUGAAUGGGACAAACUCAUAAAGGAGCUUACUGAUGUGCACAGAACUGCUCUGAAAGCACUGUGUGAGAAGCAUCAAGAGGAAGCAAAGCGAAUGGGGCUGGACCCGGAUACAGUCAUACCUGCAAACUACUUCACCAGAGAUGUCACGGCUGCCAUAGAGGAAGUGGCGGUGAAAAUGCAAUCAGUUUAUCAGCAGCUGCAUCGUGACAAGUCUCAGGAAAUGUCAUCAGGAGAAGCAAAAUUAUUUACAACUGAUAAAGAUUCCCAAAGUGUGCGUUUACGGACUAUAGCUGCUAAGUAUGUAAGGCAAGAGUUGCUCAUACAGAUCCAUGUGUACAAUAUACUUGAUGCCUACAAUGGGGUUCAGGCUGAUAACUGUGUUAAGGAUGUGCAGGAGAUAUUGAGCCAGUUAUUCUCAAAGUCUUGUUAUGGAAAAUCAGCUGCAGAAGAAGCUGCAAACAUUAUGGAACAACAGUAUGUAGAAAAGCUGAUACAGCUGUUAAAGAAAUCUUACAAAGAACAACAGAGUCCGCUGCCACUGAGUGAAAUGCAGUCUCAGCUGAAGGAGGAACAUUGUGUAUUAACAGAACAACUGCUGCAGGAAAAAGACACCUUAUUAUUGAAAGAAAUGGCAGGUGUAGCAGACACAAGGAACUAUAUGGACCACAUUGUAUGCUAUGUGCUAACUCAAAGGCACCUGCGCCAAGUGGUUAUGCUGCUACAGGAAGGUUUCAGGACCCAAACACAAGAUCAGGAAAAAGUGUUGAGAACGUGGGACGUGCAUGACUGUGCUGUCACUGGAAAUUGUCAGGAAGAAAUUUUGAAUCUAUUCAACAACAAAGAAGAAGCCAAAUUAUUACUGACGGACAUGCAACAUACCAUAAGAAGGAUACAGCUGAGAGAGCGUCAUCUAGGAGAAAUUGCACAAGGACUGAAAGAAUUCUGUUCUGAUAAGGUUCACAUUCUUACAUAUGUAGAGGAAGCUCAUUACCUGGAAAAUGAACUGCAAGCCUUUGUACAACAGCAACUGAAACGCCUAAAGGAAGAACUAAAAGAGUUAUCAAAAAGCUUACAUUCCAAAGAGGAGAUGCUGGGUUCAGAAAAAAUUAAAGAGACAAUUGCAGAUGAGAGAGAAUUCCUAAAGCGUUUACAAGAGAAGCAAGCAGAGGAGGAACAAGCCCACAGAAGGCAGAUUUCAGAAGAAUGUCUAAAACUCCAAGACCAACUAGAACGUGGAGAACUCAAUGGUUUCAUGAAACAGAAGCUCAUUAAGGAACAUGAUGAAUCAAUCGCUUUCCUAGAAAAGACUCUCCAACGGGACCUUGAGAAACUGAAUGUGAAACUACAAUCCGAGCUGUGUAGAGGGAAGAGACCGCCUGGGACCACCCUUCUGAACAUGGAAGCACCAACGGGGAAGAUCAAUUCCCAAAGCAAUGACCAGAAAAUUCUGUCUUUACUGGCAGACAAUAUAAGUAUAUUCCAGCAAGCAGAUCAAAUUGCUGCUGCAAGAAUAACACUUUUGGGCAGCCAUUUGGAUACCACCGUUCUUCCACCAGCUCCAGCAGAUGGAGAUACCAGCAAUAUUCUAGAGUCCUCUCCCAUGCUCACGCUCCUGAAGGAGGUGGAUAGUCAGCUGCGAGCCAGCGCCCAGAGUGCUAAACUGAUGCAGAGCAGCAAUAAGCUAGAUCAAAAGAAUACAUUCACAGAUGUAGAAGAUUUACAGUCACCCUACCAAGGUGAUCUGUCACCUGUACGCCCUGAGGACCUGUCUGCCAGAGAGUUUGUGAUAUACCAGUAUGGGACUUACAUCCUGCAGCUCCUGAAAUCACAUAUUAAUAUUGGAGAACUUGAUUUGCAUGUUGCAACUUGUUUGCCUGGCAAUAGCUACAAGGGGAAUGCAUUCUCUCGCUCUUUCUUCUAUCAGAGUUCUGAAAAUGAGCUGUUUGUUCUACGGGGAUAUCUCCAGUCUGCGGGAAGCUUUGUUUUGCUGAUCAUCCACUGCAUUUGUCACAUUGCUUCUGGAGGGUUCGAUGAUGAUGCUGAUCCAUUUUUCCUGAGAAAUUUCUAUCAGGCAGUAAGGAUCUGCUUGACUGAGGGCUUCUUUACAAGAUUCCAGUUAUCAUCUCUAUCUCAUGAUCAUAAUAACUCAAGACCGUCAGAUGACAAUAUUCUGCCAAAAGAAGAGACAUUUUCUAAGAACACAGAUUUCAUUUCGAAACUUAUAGCAAUGAAAUUUGAAUCCUCAAAUGGAAAAUCUUUAUUUAAACAGUUUCCAAAGACAAGUGAAGAAACAAUGUCGCAAUAUGAAAUUGAGGCAAUACUAAAGAACAAACUGGCUCAAAGGAAAAGAGAAUUCUUUAACCCAAAUGACAGACUGAAAAACUGUUCACCCAAGGAAGAAGAAAAUGAUAAGCAACUGAUUACAGCAGAACAUCUCCAUAAGGCACUUGAUACACUCAAUGCUGAACUGAUGAAAGUCUUGCAGAAGGAAAUUGAAUUACAAAGGAACAUAAGUGAUAUAGACAAAAAGUGUUUUCAUAAACAAAUUCUUGCGCUUGAAAAAGAGUGCUUGAUAAAAAAUAUAGUGAUUUUGGAAGAAAAGAUUACUUUUCAAAACAGUCUAGUUUAAAUCAUCUAUCUAUCUAUCUAUCUAUCUAUCUAUCUAUCUAUCUAUCUAUCUAUCUAUCUAUCCAUCUAUCUAUCUAUCUCAUGUACAUUACGUACUAAGGGGCAGAUGUAUUAACCUGGA